Messenger RNA from Meriones unguiculatus (Mongolian gerbil), 1039 nucleotides. It is a transcript of the gene Arpc4, whose product is annotated as actin related protein 2/3 complex subunit 4. Gene Ontology annotation, biological process: actin filament polymerization; Arp2/3 complex-mediated actin nucleation. Bases 207 to 713 code for a protein of 168 amino acids. The transcript has 6 exons. Gene Ontology annotation, cellular component: Arp2/3 protein complex; actin cytoskeleton. Lineage: Eukaryota; Metazoa; Chordata; Mammalia; Rodentia; Muridae. The record is from RefSeq and is a predicted model, not a curated record. Gene Ontology annotation, molecular function: actin filament binding.
UACAGGCCUUUUACAAGUCCCAGCGGUCCCAGCGUGAAGUCGCCCCGGAGAUCCGAACGUCAUUCGGCGCUUCCUCCCCGGUCCCGUCUAGAUGGUUCCGCCCGGAAGUGCUGGCGGAGACUGCGGCUGCGCCUCUCGCGAAAGGGCAGGCGCCGCGGGGCCGGGCACUUCCGUACUUCCGCUUUCCGGCCCAGACAGCGCCCGCGAUGACUGCCACUCUCCGCCCUUACCUUAGUGCCGUGCGGGCCACACUGCAGGCUGCCCUCUGCCUGGAGAACUUCUCCUCCCAGGUUGUGGAACGACACAACAAGCCAGAGGUCGAAGUCAGGAGUAGCAAAGAACUCCUAUUGCAACCUGUUACCAUCAGCAGGAAUGAGAAGGAAAAGGUUCUGAUUGAGGGCUCCAUCAAUUCUGUCCGGGUCAGCAUUGCUGUGAAACAGGCUGAUGAGAUUGAGAAGAUUUUAUGCCAUAAGUUCAUGCGCUUCAUGAUGAUGCGAGCAGAAAACUUCUUUAUCCUUCGAAGGAAACCUGUGGAGGGUUAUGACAUCAGCUUUCUCAUCACCAACUUCCACACGGAACAGAUGUACAAACACAAAUUGGUGGACUUUGUAAUCCACUUCAUGGAGGAGAUUGACAAGGAGAUCAGUGAGAUGAAGCUGUCAGUCAAUGCCCGGGCCCGUAUUGUGGCUGAGGAGUUCCUCAAGAAUUUUUAGACCGUCUGGCUGGAUGUUGUGGCCUUCCCUCUCGGCCUCCCCUGUGUCUCUGCGUGUCUGCGAAGGUGUCCUGGAAUCAUUCCCUGGAGCAGCAGUGCAGCAGCAGCAGGAAGCUGGGUUGGGUGGGCAUCGGAUGCGGGAGGCGGGUGUGGUGUGCUUGCUAGCUGUGCAGAAAGGCAGCAGUGGACCUGCCUCGUGGUCACACAUGUCUGGUCAGGCUGGCUUCUGAUGUUCAGUCCGCUGGGCUGGGACAGACUUUUUUUUUAAUGUCUUGAAACCUAAACUCUGUGCUUGUAGAAGACUGUACCCUUUUUGUCUUUUUUUUU